GUUCCCUUCUUCAUUCUACCGGAAAGGUUCAAGCAACCUCACUCACCUAUAAAAUCCACCGUUCAAGCUCCGACAAAUCUGAAAUAGAUGCACGUCACCAUGACCUCCGGCGGAAUGCCUUCCCUGCCUUCAUCGAUUUCGCCGCCUCCGGUGACUUUACCGCUCAGAAAUAUCCCCGGCAACUACGGUUUGCCGCUGUUAGGAUCCAUCGGUGACCGGCUUGAUUACUACUGGUUUCAAGGACCGGAUAAGUUCUUCAGGUCUCGGAUGGAGAAGAAUCGAAGCACAGUUUUCAGAACGAAUGUUCCUCCGUCUUUCCCUUUCUUCUUCACCGAUCCGAGAGUAAUUGCGGUUCUGGAUUGCAAGUUGUUUGCGCAUCUAUUCGACAUGGAAAUCGUGGAGAAGAAGAAUGUUCUGGUCGGCGAUUUCAUGCCGAGCACCAGUUUCACCGGAAAUAUGAGAGUCUGUGCAUAUUUGGAUACGUCGGAAUCUCAACACUCGAAGAUAAAGAACUUCAUUACGGAUAUUCUGCGGCGGAGCUCGAGGAUUUGGAUACCGGCGUUGGAAUCGAACCUGUCGACGAUGUGGGACGGCAUUGAAUCAGAAAUGGCAAAGAACAAAAAAUCCAGCUUUCGAAACUUUCUCCAACCAGCACUUUUCAAUUUCUUCUCCAAAACCCUCGCCGGAGCCGACACUGCAAAAUCACCGGAAGUGGCGAAAUCAGGCUACAUGGACGUCAUAAUCUGGCUGGGCCUCCAGCUUGGCCCCACCAUCCACAUCGGCGUUCUACAGCCCCUCGAAGAAAUAUUCCUCCACUCGUUCCGAUUACCCUUCUUCCCCAUUGCCUCCCGCUACCAAAGACUCUAUGAUUUCGUCCAAAAAGAAGGUACUCUCCCUCUCCCUCUCAAUCACAUGUGUAUAAGAGACAGGAGUAAAGAGAUGGACCUCAUCUACUCCGUCGUCUACGAGACACUCCGGCUCGACCCGCCGGUUCCGACCCAAUAUGCGAGAGCCAGAAAGGAUUUCAAACUAAGUUCCUACAAUUCAGCAUAUAACAUCAAGAAAGGGGAGCUGCUUUGUGGGUAUCAGCCGCUGGUGAUGAGAGACCCGAAGGUGUUCGAAGAACCGGAGGCGUUUAAGCCGGACCGGUUCCGGGGGGAGAAAGGGGCGGCGCUGCUAGAUUAUUUGUUUUGGUCGAACGGGCCGCAGACGGGGAUGCCGAGCGAGCAUAACAAGCAGUGCGCCGGGAAGGAUUUGGUGGUGCUGACGGCGGUGGUGUUUGUGGCAUACAUAUUUCGACGGUAUGAUUCGAUUGCAGGGGAGGGCGGUUCGAUUACAGCUUUCCAAAGGGCUAAUUGAAAAUGAAAAAAAAUAUAUGUAAAUUGAGAGUGGUGCACUUUUCUUGUUCUUGGCUUCUUUCGUAUGUAUGACUGUGAGGAGCCAAAAUGGGAAGAUUUGGUAAAAUAAAUCAAUAAAAUCAAUGAUUAACUAAAUUUUA
Benincasa hispida (wax gourd) is the source of this 1498-nucleotide messenger RNA. The record is from RefSeq and is a predicted model, not a curated record. Lineage: Eukaryota; Viridiplantae; Streptophyta; Magnoliopsida; Cucurbitales; Cucurbitaceae.